Penicillium paradoxum is the source of this 324-nucleotide messenger RNA. RefSeq lists its product as uncharacterized. NCBI's taxonomy places the organism in Eukaryota, Fungi, Ascomycota, Eurotiomycetes, Eurotiales, Aspergillaceae. Gene Ontology annotation, molecular function: nucleic acid binding; zinc ion binding. Bases 1 to 324 code for a protein of 107 amino acids. The transcript is spliced from 3 exons. The record is from RefSeq and is a predicted model, not a curated record.
AUGAACUCGAACCAGCGAGACAGAUCCCUUCCCCUGGGCACUGACGAUUAUCAUGUCCCAAGACGGGCGACUAGGGAGGAUGAUACCCGCUACGGCCCUGCCCAUCGCCAUAACCGUCGCCAUCCUCAGGGACAUCUACGUCCUACUCAUUUGCACCACCGUGGCGUGCUGUGUUAUUUCUGCGGCCGUUGGGGCCACAUCAGACGCAACUGUCCAGAUUACUUCGUCCACAAUGUCGCCGUCACAAUCAUGAGACAUAACCACGACCUGACUCCCAACAUGGUGGCCCAUGCCAUCUUGUAUUGGAUGUCGACCCAGCAGUAA